This is a messenger RNA of Lolium rigidum, 714 nucleotides long. RefSeq lists its product as uncharacterized. Bases 67 to 714 code for a protein of 215 amino acids. The transcript is spliced from 5 exons. Lineage: Eukaryota; Viridiplantae; Streptophyta; Magnoliopsida; Poales; Poaceae. The record is from RefSeq and is a predicted model, not a curated record.
GACGAUACGAUCUAUCCUCACAACUCCGGGAUCGCACAUAAUACCGGGAAGAAUAUCGAGUGUUACAUGGUGGAAAAGCUGGGUAUAGAAGAGAGCAAGGUCGAAAAGCUCUGCGGCAUUCUGUACAAGAACUACGGAACAACUUUGGCCGGCCUCAGGGCGAUCGGAUACAAGCUUGAUUACGACGACUACCACAGCUUCGUCCAUGGAAGCCUUCCUUACCACAACAUCAAGCCUGACCCAGCUCUGAAACACAUGCUCAAGAGCAUUCGCAUCCGGAAGCUAAUUUUUACCAACAGCGACAGGGCACAUACGGUGAGAGCCCUCAAGCGGCUGGGCCUGCAGGACUGCUUCGAGGACAUCAUAUGUUUCGAGAGUCUGAACAAGCCUUGCCCGCUGCAGCCGUGGGACAUGGCCGGAACCGAGAUCUUCGACAUCGCAGGGCAUCUCGCCUGGUCAGGGGGCAGGAUUGGCAAGCUGCCCAAGACGCCCGUCCUGUGCAAGCCCAGCGUCGACGCCAUGCAGGCGGCGCUAAGAAUCUUCGACGUGAACCCCUCCACGGCGGUUUUCUUCGACGACAGCGUGCGGAACAUCCAGGCCGGAAAACAGAUCGGGCUGCGCACGGUGCUGGUCGGCACCUCUCAGCGUGUGAUCGGUGCAGAUCACUCGAUUGAGAGCAUCCACAGCAUCAGGGAGGCGCUGCCGGAGCUGUGA